CUGUUUCCCAACUUUUCAGCUUUGAUGACUAAUUAUUAACUGGUUCAGAAGAACAAGGUUCUACUCUGCUCUGCUUUGUGAAUUUGUUCCUGCAAAAUGUGUCUCAGGUCUCUUGGAUUUGUCCUGGUUUUCUUUCCUGGAGUGCUUCUCGCACAGCGCUGUGAUGCUCCCAGACUGGUUCAUGGUUAUUUUAUCCCCGAACAAGAGACUUACUUUGACAGAACCACGAUCACUUAUUCCUGUGAUAAUGGAUAUAAACCUGUAGUGGAGGAUUGGUGGGCAACCAGUACCUGUGAACGUGGGAAAUGGUCUCAUGAACCACAAUGUAUAGAUGAAAGCAGCUGCCUUCCACCAACUAUUCCCAAUGGAAAGUACCCUGAAAACUCAAACGGCUGGUAUGAGGAUGGAAGUAGACUAAGGAUAACAUGUGAUGGAGGAUUUGAGCACCAAAACCAGAUCACCACCACUACCUGUGGAAAUGGAAAAUGGUCCUCUGCACCAGUCUGUGAGAGAAGUAUGAGUGCAUGCAGUGCACCUCCUAAAAUCCCCCAUGCAGUCAUCAUUCAUGGAUACCAGGAGGUGUUUGCUGCAGGUUCAGAAGUGCAGUAUGAGUGUGAAGACGGAUACACUGCAGAGGGAGCACACAACAAAAAAUCUGUUUGUAUACAAGGAAACUGGACAGCAGGGCCAACAUGUACUAAUGUCUGUGCUGUCAACACCGAUGACCAUCCUGAAUACAUAUCUGUGGGAACUGUGUACAUAGAAAAUGGUGAGGAAAAGAGAGUGGAGUGUGUGAAACCACACAGCUGGUCAUUGAAACAUUAUUCUAACAUUCGGUGCAUCAAUGGAAGAAUGGAGGCAACUGAAUGUUGUAACAGGGUGGAGCAUGCAGUGGCAAGUCUAUUCGACUGUGACUAAACCUGUAGCUGAGGAUUUGCUCACCACUUUGGAGCUUUUAAAGGAGACACCUGAUAUUUGAUCGCAUCGUCACAUCCUGUGUUAGCUUCUCAUUUUCAUCUUCAAACAUUUAAGAGAAAAUGGUUUGUGUGCUCUUAUUUGAGACACAAACACCACCAAACUGAAUAAAGUCUCAGAUUUUACCAUCAAAACUG
Molecule: messenger RNA, 1112 nt
Organism: Oreochromis niloticus (Nile tilapia)
Lineage: Eukaryota; Metazoa; Chordata; Actinopteri; Cichliformes; Cichlidae
Product: complement factor H-related protein 1
Exons: 7
Coding region: 97-918 (273 amino acids)
Source: RefSeq, a predicted model, not a curated record